AGGCAACCCAUUUUGUAGGAAACUGUAGUGCUGCCGGCGUGUGAUGCGGAAGGUUUCCUAAACUGCGGCUGUCAGUUGUCAAACUCUUUUUCACAAGGAAGGCCAACCGUAUAGCCUCAAGAUGUUGAUGCCCAAAAAGAACCGCGUAGUUAUCUACGAACACUUGUUCAAGGAGGGUGUUAUGGUAGCGAAGAAAGACUACCAUGCGCCGAAACAUCCCGAGAAGGCGCUGGAAAACAUUCCCAACUUGGAAGUAAUCAAAGCCCUUCAAUCACUUAAAUCCAGGGGAUACGUUAAGGAACAAUUCGCGUGGAGGCACUUCUACUGGUACCUCACCAACGACGGCAUUGAAUAUCUGAGGACGUAUCUGCACUUGCCGCCAGAGAUUGUACCAUCCACUCUCAAGAGGCAAUUGCGCACGGAAACCGCCCGUCCGAGGGCUGCCGCCGUUAGGUCCGAGACCAGCAAACCCGCUGAGGAUCGUUCUGCAUACAGGAGGGCGCCGGGUGGUGCUGGCAAUGCUGACAAGAAGGGAGAUGUUGGUGCUGGUACAACCGAUCUUGAAUUCCGAGGUGGAUUCGGCAGGGGUCGCGCACCACAAUAAAUUAUUUUAUAGGUUUCAAUCUUGAAAAAAUAAACAUAAUGUUUACAAAAA
This is a messenger RNA of Dalotia coriaria, 655 nucleotides long. RefSeq names its product small ribosomal subunit protein eS10-like. The record is from RefSeq and is a predicted model, not a curated record. Gene Ontology annotation, cellular component: cytosolic small ribosomal subunit. The transcript is spliced from 3 exons. Bases 122 to 604 code for a protein of 160 amino acids. NCBI's taxonomy places the organism in Eukaryota, Metazoa, Arthropoda, Insecta, Coleoptera, Staphylinidae. Gene Ontology annotation, molecular function: structural constituent of ribosome; RNA binding.